Molecule: messenger RNA, 4901 nt
Organism: Larimichthys crocea (large yellow croaker)
Lineage: Eukaryota; Metazoa; Chordata; Actinopteri; Sciaenidae
Product: ras-specific guanine nucleotide-releasing factor 1
Exons: 27
Coding region: 418-4191 (1257 amino acids)
Biological process (GO): Ras protein signal transduction
Cellular component (GO): plasma membrane
Molecular function (GO): guanyl-nucleotide exchange factor activity
Source: RefSeq, a predicted model, not a curated record
CUGUGUGAGUGUGUGCGAGCGCGGGCUUGUGCGCGCGUGUGUAAGCUCUCCACACGGGGACACCUCAGUCCUCAUGAUGAGCGGCUCGGGCUCAUGAGGGAGGCUUUUCUAAGACGGCGUCUGGGUUUGCUGUAGUAUUCUCGCAGUGUGGGAUUUGUGCAGUUGAUUGCGUAACUUUAACUCUUUGCUUGCAUCCAUUUCGUCUUCUUCUUCUUUUUCUUCUCCUUCUACUCUCUGUGUGUGUGUUUUUUUUCUCUUUUCUUACGCCGUUGCAGACAUUAGUGUGGCAACUGUGGAUGGGCACACAGGAGUGGGCUGCUGCCCACCAAGUCUGACUGUGUUUCGGAGGUGCUGAGAAGAAGAACAUGUAAGAAUCCGCAGGCAUCCCCGCAGAUUCCUCUCGGAUUCAAAGCCAAAAUGCAGAAAGGAAUGAGACUCAAUGAUGGCCACAUCACCUAUCUGGCUCUUUUGGCGAAGAAGGAUGGGACGAGGAGAGGUUGCCUGAGUAAGAAAAGCUCAGACAACACAAAAUGGCAUUCAAAGUGGUUCGCUCUGUUGCAGAAUAUGCUGUUUUAUUUCGAAAACGACUCCAGCUCACGCCCCUCCGGGCUGUACCUGUUGGAGGGAUGUGUUUGUGACAGGGCACCGUCACCGAAACCAUCUAUGUCAGCGAAGGAAUGCUUAGAGAAGCAGUAUUACUUCACUGUCACGUUCAAUCAUGACAACCAGAAGGCUUUGGAGCUGCGCACAGAGGACGUCAAGGACUGUGAUGAGUGGGUGGCUGCCAUCACACAGGCCAGUUACAGGAACCUGGCUACAGAGCAUGAGACCCUCAUGCAGAAGUAUCUCCAUCUACUCCAAAUAGUGGAGACGGAGAAAACGGUUGCCAAGCAACUUCGACAACAGAUAGAGGAUGGGGAAAUCGAGAUAGAGCGACUAAAAUCAGAGAUCGCUGGACUGCUCAAAGACAAUGAGAAGAUCCAGUCAAAUCCAGAGGUACCUCCCAGUGAAGAUGACACAGAGAUCAAGAAGAUCAAAAAGGUCCAGAGUUUCCUGCGAGGUUGGAUUUGCCGCAGGAAGUGGAAAACCAUCAUCCAGGACUACAUCCGGUCACCCCAUGCCGAAAGCAUGAGGAAGAGGAACCAGGUGGUGUUCAGCAUGCUGGAGGCCGAGGCCGAAUACGUUCAGCAACUUCACAUCCUGGUCAACAACUUCCUGCGACCACUCCGCAUGGCUGCCAGCUCCAAGAAGCCGCCCAUCACGCAUGACGAUGUCAGCAGCAUCUUCCUUAACAGUGAGACCAUCAUGUUCCUCCAUCAGAUCUUCUACCAAGGCUUGAAGGCCAGGAUAGCCAGCUGGCCAACACUGGUGCUGGCUGACCUGUUUGACAUCUUGCUGCCUAUGCUGAACAUCUACCAGGAGUUUGUCAGGAACCACCAGUACAGCCUGCAGAUCCUGGCCCACUGCAAACAGAACCGAGACUUCGACAAGCUGCUGAAGCAGUAUGAGGCCAAGCCUGACUGUGAGGAGAGGACGCUGGAGACCUUUCUCACUUAUCCCAUGUUUCAGAUCCCUCGUUACAUCCUGACAUUGCAUGAGUUGCUGGCUCACACCCCCCAUGAGCAUGUGGAGCGAAACAGUUUGGACUACGCCAAGUCAAAACUGGAGGAACUUUCCAGAAUCAUGCAUGAUGAGGUCAGUGAGACGGAGAACAUAAGGAAGAACCUAGCUAUCGAGCGGAUGAUUGUGGAGGGUUGUGAAGUGUUGUUGGACACCAGUCAGACAUUUGUUAGGCAAGGCUCUCUGAUCCAAGUGCCGAUGAGCGAGAAAGGGAAGAUUACGAGAGGGCGAUUGGGCUCUCUGUCUCUCAAGAAAGAAGGCGAGAGACAAUGUUUCCUCUUCUCCAAACAUCUUAUUAUCUGUACCCGCGGCUCUGGGGGAAAACUUCACAUCACUAAGAAUGGAGUGGUCUCUCUCAUAGACUGCACACUGAUGGAGGAGCCAGAGGGGACAGACGAUGAGUCCAAAGGGGAGCGGACUGGCCAGGACACAGAGCACCUGGACUUUAAAUUGAUGGUGGAGCCAAAAGACAGCCAGCCCUACACCGUCAUUCUGGUGGCUUCAUCCCGACAGGAGAAGUCAGCAUGGACAAGCGACAUCAGUCAGUGCAUUGACAACAUCCGCUGCAAUGGCCUGAUGAUGAACGCCUUCGAGGAAAACAGUAAAGUCACCGUGCCACAGAUGAUUAAGUCGGACACCAGCUUGUACUGUGACGAUGUCGACAUUCGCUUCAGCAAGAUGAUGAACUCCUGCAAGGUGCUGCAGAUCCGCUAUGCCAGCGUGGAGCGUUUGUUGGAGAGGCUGACUGACUUGCGCUUCCUCUCCAUUGACUUCUUGAACACCUUCCUACACUCUUACCGCGUCUUCACCAGCGCUGACGUAGUGCUGGACAAGCUCAUCACCAUCUACAAGAAGCCCAUCAGUGCCAUCCCUGCACGUUCUUUGGAGCUUUUCUUUGCCAGCAGCCAGAACAACAAACUCCUCUACGGCGAGCCACCCACGUCGCCACGUGCCAGCCGCAAGUUCUCCUCCCCUCCUCCCCUCUCCAUCACCAAGACGUCCUCACCCAACCGCCGUCGCAAGCUUUCGCUUAACAUCCCCAUCAUCACAGGGGGCAAAGCCCUGGACCUGGCUGCACUCAGCUGUUCUCCCAAUGGCUAUGCAAGUAUGCACACCACCAUGUCACCCUUCAGUAAGACCACCCUCGACAUCAACAAACUCUACGUGUCCAGCACCAUGGCCAGCAAAAUCGCUGAUGACGGAGAAGCCAAAAAUGAAGGCAAGGCUGAGGAGUCUGUCCUUAACAAGCAAGAUCUGUCUGUGAGAGAGGAGUGCGAUGAAGACCCAAGUCAAAGUGAUGAAACUGAAGCAGAAAUGUCUCCUCCCAAGUCACCAUCAACACCCAAGAACGUCAAGUCAAAGAACUCUGAGUUUUCCCUGUUUUCCUUUAACAAUGGCAUGGUGGUGUCAUCUUGCCGGGAACUGGACAAUAACCGCAGUGCCCUUUCUGCCGCUUCGGCCUUCGCCAUUGCCACUGCUGGUGCCAACGAAGGCACUCCGACUAAGGAGAAGUACCGACGUAUGUCGCUCGCCAGCACAGGUUUUCCUACAGACCAGAGAAAUGGGGACAAAGAAUUUGUUAUCAGAAGAGCUGCCACAAACAGAGUCCUGAAUGUGCUGCGUCACUGGGUCUCCAAACACUCGCAGGACUUUGAGCUGAACACAGAGCUGAAGAUGCGAGUAAUUGGCUUCCUUGAGGAGGUGAUGCAUGACCCAGAGCUCCUGACACAGGAAAGAAAGGCAGCUGCCAACAUUAUUAGGACUCUCACUCAGGAGGACCCUGGAGACAACCAGGUCACCCUGGAAGAGAUCACACAGAUGGCAAUGGAGGACUGUAAGACCGAGCCGUUUGAGAGCCACUCUGCCCUGGAGAUAGCUGAGCAACUCACACUGCUGGACCACCUGGUCUUCAAGGUCAUCCCAUAUGAGGAAUUCUUUGGUCAAGGCUGGAUGAAGAACGACAAGAACGAGAGAACGCCGUACAUUAUGAAAACAACAAAACAUUUCAAUGAUAUCAGCAACAGGAUCGCCACAGAGAUCCUCCACUGGGACGAUGUCAACAUGCGAGUGGCAGUGAUCGAGAAAUGGGUGGCGGUGGCUGACAUCUGCCGCUGCCUCCACAACUACAACGCCAUGCUGGAGAUCACGUCCUCCCUCAAUCGCAGCUCUAUCUUCCGCCUCAAGAAGACCUGGCUGAAAGUCUCCAAGCAGACAAAGACUGUGAUCGACAAGUUACAGAAGCUUGUGUCAUCAGAGGGACGAUUCAAAAACCUGAGAGAAGCUCUGAAGAACUGUGACCCCCCCUGUGUUCCCUACCUGGGAAUGUACCUGACUGACCUGGCCUUCAUCGAGGAGGGGACACCCAACUACACUGAGGACAACCUGGUCAACUUCUCCAAGAUGAGAAUGAUAUCUCACAUUAUCAGAGAGAUACGACAGUUUCAGCAAACAGCUUACAAGAUUGAUUAUCAACCAAAGGUUGCAAAGUACUUGCUGGACAGCAGUAGAGCGCUGGAUGAGGAGAGCCUGUAUGAAGCGUCUCUGAGAAUCGAGCCCAAAACUUCAUCAUGAAGAGGAUCUCACUCUCUUUCUCAACCCUCAUAUGAAGUGUACAGGAACAGUAUAUCAUAAUGUACAUAUACUAUUAUUUGUAUUAGACACAGUAGGCUGUGCCCUUCUAGUAUGUGCUCCCCAAUGGACUCGUUGUGUAUAAUCGUUAUUAGAGACUGAGUAGAAGCCCAGAGAGGUUUUAUUUAUAUAGUUACAGAGUAUUUAUAUGUUAUUUAUCGUCUUAAAUACCAAUUUAUGAUAAAGUUAUUUUCAACCACAGAAUAAACAGAUGAGAGAAUAUACAGAUAUGAUAUUUAGUUAUAUCCUAAUGGGAAUGUGCAGUAUACAAAGGCUCUCAUUCAUGAGAGACGGUGGUCACAUUUGACACAUGAUGAUCGACUCCCACUUUUCUGCUCAGUCAAGGAGACAACUGCACAUAACUGCAGUUUGUCGACAGUUCUUCAACCUGUUUAAAUCUUAAAAGUUAAUCUGCUAAUCCACUAGCUGCAUGAUCAUUUAUUUUAAAGUUGUAAUCCUUAAAAUUUCAUUGCUGGUAGAUUUGAAUCCAGCAUGGUAGUGGCAGACUCCGCCACUACACUGAAACCUAAUAAUUACUGAAUGUAAACAUGUGGAAUAGCUAUAUGCAGAAAAAACGUUGACCAUAAAUAGUAUAAAAAUUUGUUUGUUUGUUUUCAUGAAAAUCUUAACAAUUCAAAUUUAGGUUUUGGAAU